CUUAAACAAUUUCUAGGGUCAUGUAAAUAAACAAUUAGUACAACUACAUUAGAAGAUUGAUGAUUUUCAUUUAAAAAUUUUUUAACUACCACCACCCCUAACUGAAAUUUAAAGAAUUUUAUUGAUCAUCACUGCAGGGGGAUUAGCAAUACCGUCAUGGCAAAUUCUGAAACGAAUGAACCUCGUAGAAGAAACGUCGAUUCUAGUAGUUCCCAGUCUAAUAAUCCCGAAGAUUUAAACGUGUUUAUUCCAACAUAUCCUUAUAAAUCAAGUUCAGAAUAUGCUACAGCUGUUAAUCAAUGGCUGUGGCAGUGCUACAAUUGGCAAUGUAUGACAAUAACAUUACCCUAUAUUAUUUCACAAACUGCAUGUCGUUUGCCAAAUAGUAAUGCAGACGGUACAACUGACUUCAAUCGAAACUUUCCGAAUACUUUUUUCCCUAAUCAGAAUUUAUCGCUCUUGCAAUCAAAUCGUCAAAAUAUUGCAUUUCAAAACCAAACUAAUAAUUCAGGGGCUGCACAUUCAACAGGAACAGUAUAUUUGGUUCCAUCCCUUUUUAAAAGACUAGCUGCUGAAGUAAUUGAUUUUUGCAUCUUGCUGCUGUUUAAAGUCCUUAUUACUUACAUUCUUGUAGAUUUCUUUGACUUAGUGAAUUUGGACAAAUAUGAUUUAGACAUCAUAAAAAAUGAAAAAGUUGAUUACCAACGAGCAAUGGAAGUUACUUCUGAAAUUUUAGCCCUUGAAGUUAUUCAUAGAUUUGUAGUAUGCAUUUUUGAAGCUUUAUUCAUCCAUAAAGGCAUACUGGGCCAUGGAGGUGCCACACCAGGUAAAACUUUGAUGCAUCUUAGAGUAGUUUCCUGUGAAACAGUUGUUCCUUUGGAUGCAAAUAUGGUUAGAGUUUACCCAGCCAAAGAUUUAGGAUUGACAUGGGCACUAUUGCGAUCUUUUAUCAAGAAUUUUUCAUUGGCAUUUGUUUUCCCAAUCUGUGCCACCAUGUACUUUUUUCAAUACAACCGUACAGCAUAUGACCAUAUAUGUGGCAGUAUGGUUGUGGAAGACAUACCCGUGCGAGCAAACAGAAAUUAGAAAUUAUUUUAUUUCCCUCCUUUUGUACAUACACAUUAUAAUUACUUUAUUUUUUGUUUAUUAUUUAGUUAUUUUUUUUAAACAAAGUUUAUUUCCAUUUUAAGAAUAUUAAUGCUUAUGAUUGUGUUUCAUAAAAGAAAUUAUACUAUUAUUCAAUUACUUUUCACUAAAAUUAUGUUUUCUUUUUACAAAAUACUAAAUGAUUUUGACUAUAAGCACCAUAAAUGUAUGCUUAUAAUUGCUCAUCUCAUUAAUUAUUUGUAAACUUACAAAUAUCUUUCACAUUUUGCGUCUUUCAUCUAAAAAUUAUUACUGUACAAUUGUAAUGUAAUACAAAUACAGCCUCUUACUGUUAUCACCACUUUCAUGUGUCGUUUGCUGACUUACCACAUGUUAUCUCAUUUUCCUCUACAAAUACAAAUUUUCUGCAGUUUAAAGAUUUAGUUUUCAAAGUGUAAAUUUUAUGAUUGUAUUCUAGGGCACUUAAGUUGAUCAUAAUGUGCAAAAUUUUAUCAAAUGUUAUAAAGUAAUUUUGGUAAUUUUAUAAUUAAAAAGUUAAUUAAGAACUCAAAAAUUGGUCUUUGUCUUGUAUCAGAAUGAGUCAAUAUCUAUCUUCACUUGAAAUUUCAUUGCUAUAAGUGCCAUCAUUUGUUCAUAUAUUGUCAAGAUGACAGACACGCUCAAACCAUCUUGUUAUAUUAUAUGUUUAGAAAAAUCAUUUAACUUUUUCAUUUUUUUUAACAAUAGUUGCUGUACAAAAUACUAUGCAUUACUACACUUGUACCUUCACUUUUUGACUAAUUUUUAUAUGUAAAUUUUUAAAAUUAUAAAUGAUGUAUCUAAACAGCAAACAUAAAAACUAUUCUGUGCAAAAUAAUUAAUUUUUAAAAUUAUAAAUUUAAAAAAUAUUAUGUUUCAAAUAGAAAUCUGUAUUAAAGUAUUACCAUGAUGUUUUUAAGAGAUGAAAAGUGUUUUUUGAUAAAAUCAAAAAUAGCAAAACUUUUUUUUUCUUUUAAAAUAUUAAUUUAUUUUAGAAAUGUCUACACAUUGAAAUGUUUUAAAAUUUUUCAAUAUAUUAAUGUGUUGUAGAAUAUUAUUUCAUUUCAAAUAUAAAAAAGAGCAAUAAUUUAAUAUACUUACUAAGUUAUACAUUCGUCACCUGAAAGGCUUUUUCAAAAAGCAGAGAUACAAUAUGUAUCAAUAGAAAUGUAAUAUUUUAUUACACAUUUCUGUUGGUUUUUACUGUGAUUAUUUGGCAUAUUUUAUUGAGUUUGAUUUAAGUUGUACAUAUUUAAUGUAAACUUAUGAGAGUACUUUUCAAUUAAAAAAAACUGCAUUACUGUCUACUUAGUAACACACUUAUGCAUAUCACACAUAUGUUUCUAAAAUAAAAAAGCACUAAUUUAUAUUACUUAUUAAGUUAUAAAUUUGUCACGUAGGAGGCCUUUUAAAAAAAAUAGAGAUAUAAUAUGUAAAAAGGAAUGUAAUAUUUUAUUGCACAUUUCAGUUGGUUUUCACUGUGGUUACUGAUUAUUAGGCAUAUUUUAUUAAAUUUGGUUUAAUUAGGACAUAUUUAAAUUUGCAAAUUUAUGUGAGUAUUUUUCAAUGAAAGUACAGCUUUUCCUACUUCCUAAUAAUAGCAUAUUAUUAACACAUAUGUACAACUUGUAUAUUUUUAUUGUGGCUUAUCUUUAUUUCGCAAUAUACUCUGGUUAUGAAAGAUCAACAAAACUAUUUAAGUUAGAUUUUGACAUAUUUCUUAAUUUUUCACCUUUAUCUGUUCAGUUUCAAUAAAAUAUAUAAUAAAUCUUUAUUGUAAAACAUCACACUAAAUUUAAAAAAUAAAGUCAAAAUAUGGUGAAAAAUUAAAAUUAGGUAAUUCAGUGAAGCAUGAAUUAGUUAAUUUGCCAAUUUAUGUUUUAUUGAAAGUUUGAACUAAAGAAAAAAUGUAAAAUCUACUAUGAUGUAAAACCUUAGAAAAUUUAGGUUUAUCUAUUUUAAUUUAUUUGAGGUUAAAAAUAAUUUUAUUUAAAAUUUUUGCGCUAUAAAACAUAUAUGAACUUGCUUAUAUAAUUUUAUGAAAACCAAUGUUAUAAAUAAUGAAAUGUUAU
Messenger RNA from Parasteatoda tepidariorum (common house spider), 3197 nucleotides. RefSeq names its product protein FAM8A1. NCBI's taxonomy places the organism in Eukaryota, Metazoa, Arthropoda, Arachnida, Araneae, Theridiidae. The record is from RefSeq and is a predicted model, not a curated record.